This is a messenger RNA of Bacidia gigantensis, 2325 nucleotides long. RefSeq lists its product as uncharacterized. Bases 1 to 2325 code for a protein of 774 amino acids. Gene Ontology annotation, biological process: intra-Golgi vesicle-mediated transport. NCBI's taxonomy places the organism in Eukaryota, Fungi, Ascomycota, Lecanoromycetes, Lecanorales, Ramalinaceae. The record is from RefSeq and is a predicted model, not a curated record. The transcript has a single exon. Gene Ontology annotation, cellular component: COG complex; Golgi apparatus.
AUGGACGAGAAAAUGCACCAGGUUGAAUCAUUGAUGGGCGGACUGGGACGCAAAUGCAAUAAUCGGCUUAUAGAUCGGAAGGUCACGAAUCUACAGACCUGGACAGCAGCAAUUGGUGCAAAAGGUAUGCCUUUCGCCUCAGUCAAUGUUAGCUGGCAUAUAUUUACAACUGUUGACCUGAUGCCCUCAGACGCUAUUAAAUUAGCCUUCACGUCCCAGCUCGCUGUCCUCAAAGCGUGUCCGGAUGUCAUAUCAUCACUGUUUAGGACAGGCGGCUCCUUAUUACUGGUAGCAAAGGUCUUGGUUCUCUCUCGCCUGCUUCACACGAAGCUUUCGAAACGCCCCAGUCCUCUGCCAUAUCUCGAAAAGCUGCGCGAGCGAUUAGCCAUCUUACGCAGAAAAUUGCUGAGAAGGAUUGAUGGACACUUCAAGUCUGUAGAUGCAGACAUACCGGCGUUGACUGAGGCUAUGUGUGCAUUUUCCCUGGCGACAAGCUCGGGUCCAUCAGAUAUUGUCAAGCAUUUCCAUCACAUACGCUCUGAGGCUAUGCGUGGGCGAAUGGGCGAGGGUGCAAUAGGUCAAAAGGGAAUGCUGGAAGCGCUACAGCUCUAUGUGAAGACCCUGCGCGACACUCAGUCCAUAGUUCCUUCGCAGCUCGCCAGAGCACUACAAGAAGACAGGACUUUGCAAAUCAUGAAUAGUCCUGAGGUUCGGGAUCUGAUAGAGCUGAACUUGGACGUGCAUGAGCGCUGGCUUGGGAAUGAUGUCAGAAACUUUACACCAUACACCAGAUACGACGAGCUCGUGAAGCCUCAGGCGGAAAAAUUGUUAAGAACUUGGGCCAAGCCAGCAAUCGAGGGCUUCCUUACAAGUUUGAGAGCUCGCGCGCAAACCGUGGAAGAACUAGAGCAGCUGAUGGUUUUACGGAGAGAGGUACUUGAGCUUUGGUUAGGGCAGCGGAGGUACGCUCUUGGUGUCGAUACGGCUGUCAUACUGGAUGGUCUACGCGAUGUUUUCAACGAGAGAGCUGCCGUGCUAGUGCAGGAAAGGGCUAUGGAGCUUCAGACAGUAGCCCAGGAAGUGGACGAGAAUUUGGAGCUUUGGGAGCCAGGUGUCACUGACUCCUUGCCGUCUCUCUGGUCUACCGAAAUGACGUCUAUGGAGACCAGCAAUGGGGCGAAGGCCUUCCGCCAGAAACUCAUCAACAUCUUUGCCGGCAAGAAUGAUGCGAUUGCUGGUGUUUGCUCAAAGUAUGACGAAUGGUUUAAGGCUAUCGAGAGUAUAGAAAAAAUCAUACUAGAAGCGAAGAAGAUCAAGUGGGAAGAUGAACUUGACGAUAUGGACGACGAAGAUGACCUGCUCGACAAUAAUCAAAUACUCCUCAGCGAAGACGAUCCCAGAUCUUUAGACGAGAGCCUCUUCAAUGAUCUCCGGAAAGUUUUUGCUAACCUGGAAAGAACCUUGAAGUCAUGCGCAUCGCAAUUGAAACAGCAACGUGUAGAAGAUAGCCGGCCUGCUGUCUUUCUUCUCCGCUCAUGCCGCGAAAUCCGCCAACAUCUGCCGAUCAGUUAUCAGAAUCCAAACUUCGCAGAAGGUGUUCUGCAUGAUCUCCUCGGAAUCAUAGGACAUGCAGCUGCAGAAGCUCCUCUAGCGAAAGGAUCUAAGCAAAUAAUGAAGUUGAGUCUAAGCAAGCGUUUCCAUGCAAGAGCUCUCUGGGAAGGUGACCCCGAGCUACCUCUUCUGCCUUCGCCAUGGGCAUAUCGCUUGCUAAUGGAAGUGACGCAAGCAAUGGCGAGUUUAGGCGCGGAUAUAUGGACUCCAGUUGCGGUGAGGAGGGUUAAAGACGCUAUGAACAGCAAGCUUGCGGGAGUGGUGGAAGACAUGUCUCAAAAGGGCGAGGGACAGGUCAAUGGAGCUGUCAACGGCGACACGAAGGAACAUGUUACGGUUGAGAACGGAGAGUCCGCUGACGCAAAUGACACCGCAAAUGUGCGCAACGACGAUUUGACAGGCGGCGAUAGCUCGAUGAAUGCGGAAGCCAGUCUCCAAGCGAAUGGUGUCUCCAUAAACGAUAACGCGACCCAGGACGCAUCCAUAGCAAAGGAUAUCAGCGUGCAAAUUCUCUUCGACUUGUUCUAUUUGGGUGAAGCCGUCGUUGUGGAUCGAAAAGAGCCUGCAGGUUCCGGAAUAUAUCGGCUGACCGAUCUGCCAAAACGAAUCGGUGGGCAAGAAAUCGACUUGUCUACGAGAGAAGUUGAUCGCCUCAGGAAGAGCGCAGCUGAGUACUGGAAGCGGACGAGCUUGCUCUUUGGGCUGUUGGCAUAA